Messenger RNA from Salmo salar (Atlantic salmon), 3131 nucleotides. RefSeq names its product protein lin-7 homolog C. Gene Ontology annotation, molecular function: protein binding. The record is from RefSeq and is a predicted model, not a curated record. Lineage: Eukaryota; Metazoa; Chordata; Actinopteri; Salmoniformes; Salmonidae.
GCGCCGUUUGCGUGUCCUUGACGCAACAACAAUCCCCGUCAAUACAGCUCAAAUCUGUUGUUUAUCGCCGAGUGGAAAUUUUGCUAGUCUGAUCAUUUCUCCUGAACAGUGCCGGAUUUAGGCUAUUAUGGCUUCUUUGGGGGAACCUGUUCGACUGGAAAGAGACAUUUCCCGGGCCAUUGAAUUGCUUGACAAGCUCCAGAGGACGGGGGAAGUGCCACCCCAGAAACUGCAGGCACUGCAAAGGGUCUUGCAGAGCGAGUUCUGUAAUGCUGUGCGAGAGGUGUAUGAACAUGUGUAUGAGACAGUGGACAUUAACAGUAGCCCUGAAGUCAGGGCAAAUGCCACAGCCAAGGCCACUGUUGCAGCGUUUGCGGCCAGUGAGGGGCACUCACACCCUCGCGUGGUGGAGCUGCCUAAGACGGAGGAAGGACUUGGCUUCAAUAUAAUGGGAGGGAAGGAACAGAACUCUCCUAUUUACAUCUCACGCAUCAUUCCUGGUGGAAUCGCUGACCGCCACGGGGGCCUCAAGAGAGGCGACCAGCUUCUUUCUGUCAAUGGGGUGAGUGUGGAGGGGGAGCACCAUGAGAAAGCUGUGGAGCUUCUCAAAGCUGCCCAGGGCGCUGUGAAGCUGGUGGUCAGGUACACUCCUAAAGUCCUUGAGGAAAUGGAAUCCCGCUUUGAGAAGAUGAGGUCUGCAAAGCGCCGGCAACAGAACAGCUAUCCCCAAUAGUGUUUUUCAUCACUGGCACGCAAUUCCCUUAUCUUUCACCCUCGUCCAGCCAUCUGUCCCAGUCACAAUUUUAACCUUCUAAAACUUAGCACACUAAGUUUAGUUUGUAUCCACAUAUAUUAUAUUUCUACCUUUUCUACACCCUACCCCUGCGACUUCUGACACUGUCCUCCACACCACGACUCAAGGCAAACACUAGAUUUAUCAUAUUUCUACAAGUAGUUGGUCAUUCACGCUUUACAUGUGCAUUACAUUUUGGGCUGACAUAUUGAAUGCCGUUUGAAGACCUGUGAGACCCACCACAGAUUGAUUGAAGAGAUGGUAUUUUUAUUUAUUUUAGUACAGCCUUUAUAAUGUGCCUCAGGGCAAUACAAUUGUAUUUAGUCUUGUACUGUCAUACUGUCAUUCAAAUUACCCUCAUUUUAAUUUGGGUAUAAUACUAAGCUCAGAUGAUUUAACACUUCAAUAUCAGUUUUACUAAGCAUUUGCAGGAAUGCAAACUUCACACCUGCUAUUUUUGAGGGCAAAAAGAACCGGUAGUAAUAGAAUACAUUUGGGGUAUAGAAUAUAUAUAUAUAUAUAUAUAUAUAUAUCGAAGGAAUUGGGAAUUGUGUGUAAAUUUGAUAUAGAAAUAUUGUAUUUUGUGUUUACCAGUAUAUGAAGGCUAAAUGGAGACUGUUUCACCAUUGUCUCUCUUUUGUUUUUUUUCCUCCUGAAAAUAACGUGUGAACGUUUUGGGAGGUCUGUGUUUAGUAUUCUAAUCUUAAAUUGUUAAGGAAUUAAAUAAUACAUUCUCUGAAUUUAUUUUUAACCUCGUGCGGAUGUUUUUACUGUCUUACAAGCGUUAAAAAUAGAUUUUGCUGUCUCAUAAAAUAUUCAGCAACUUCUAGCUUUUGCAUCCCAUGAAUCAUUUAGAGCCUUCAAAUGUGUAGGUUUUCAGUGGGAUGGGAGAAGCCUUACUAAGCACAGCAUAUGUCUUUUAAAAUUCAAAUAACCUUUUCUCCUUAUGACAGUAAGGGGGGACAGUGUACAAUUUUGAGACCUGAGGCAAACCUGACAUUUUUAAAUAUUUCAAGAGAGCAAUAAGUCAGAACCUUUCGAAACCAGAGGGGUAUUUCACGAACAGGGUCAGUGGAUUUUGAGAUUCCCCAAGAAAGCUGCAUUCCAUAGCCAUUUUUAUAAUUUCUUUGAGUUAUUUUGCUCUAUUCACACUUCAACGGUGUGGCCAACUCAUUCGAGGUUGGUUUACAGUAGGUCGGCCAACUUGUCGCAGCGACGACACAAAAAUGCCAUUGUUGUCGAACACAAACUGACGUUUCCAAAAAGUAUAAACGAGAAAAAGACAAUUGCACUACCACCAGCAUGGUUGUUUGAAAUAGUAAACCCAUUAUUGAAUGGCAUUCAUUAAAAAAUGCAUGUGAUCUACUGGUAUGUGAAACCCACCUUCACUAAUACAGUUCAAAAUAAAGACCAAUAAUGUUGCUAAGCUUUGUUUGAGUUAACAAAGCCAUAUUUUUGGUUGCUGACUUUGAAUGAUUACUUUUGACCUAUAAAAUUAGGUACAUGUCCCAUUUGGGUGAACUAUCCCUUUAAGCUGUGAACUUAAUUUGGCAUCACUGAUUUCAAUUUCAGAUGUUAUUUUUUCACCUGAAUAGUAUAGUUUGUAAUUUUUAUUUUAUGAUGGUCACUCGUGAAUGUACUGUAUAAUUCCAGUUGUAUUGAUAAAAUAGAUUUUAACAUUUUUGCUGAAUUGAAUAAAAUGUAUUCAUCUAAAUCAUAAAACAUUUUGUAUUUCCUUCACUCUAAAGUUUUCUUCACUUCAUAAAGAAAAUAUUCUAUGUUCUAUUCAUACUUUUAAACAGAUGUGUAAAAUAAACAAACGCUUAACAGAUUUGGCACCCCAUAGCAAGUUGGUUACAUGUCGGCUUGCCCCUCAGUAUGAUUACUGAAAUGUUGUCCUUGUCACUGACAUUAAUGGUUUCAACAGAAUGUUCAGGACAGUUACCUUGCCAAUUCCUAGAGCUUUGUGAAACACCCCUCAGGUUUCUACCCUCUUAUAUUUUGGAAGGGUCAAUAAAAUAUUUUUCUAAGUGUUUUCUUUUGAUAUUUUUAUUUUUUACAAGGGAUUUUCAUGAGAGGAAAAAAAUCCUGAAACUAUUUGUAUUCCUUUUCUGACUGUUAUAUUCUUGUUUUGAGUACGAAGACCAAACUUGCAACUUUUAUGAGAACUAUUUGAUAUCAUGUUGAAUGUUUGCUUGUUUUGGACUGUUAGGUCUACUUACAAAAUGUGCUGCUUUCAGUUUAUUCUGUCCAUUUGUAUUGUGUUACGUUGAUGUGGAUGUAUAGAAUUAUUUAGAUCCAAAAACUGCACAAAAUAAAUUAUACCAUGAAAAAUGUU